Molecule: messenger RNA, 655 nt
Organism: Lathyrus oleraceus (garden pea)
Lineage: Eukaryota; Viridiplantae; Streptophyta; Magnoliopsida; Fabales; Fabaceae
Exons: 2
Coding region: 147-470 (107 amino acids)
Source: RefSeq, a predicted model, not a curated record
CAGAAGUGUGAAAGAAGUUAUUUGGUUUUCAAGAAGGAAGCAUUCUAGGCCCAAUAAGAGAGUGUUGGGCUUAGUUGAAUUGGAAGUGGAAACCCUGUUUGAAGAUCCGAUUGAAUUCUUUUCCCAACCAUCUUUCUUUGAUAUUUAUGAAGAAACAAAAAGCUUUGUGUUUGUCUUCUUCUUCGUUGCAUAACACCUCUGAUCAUGGUCGCUUGGAAGGAGCUGAUAGCUACUCGGUAGGGACAAUUUUAUGUUGCGAUCCUACGUCGGACUCUGAUGUUCGACACUGCAAUUUUAGAUUUUGGGAGAACUUGGAUUCAAAUAUUGGAGACAAAGUGUGGAAUGGGAUCUCUAAUCUUGGAGUAGUUGCAAUGGACAAAAAGAAGGAUUAUUCAAAGAAAAUUUCAGACAUCGAGGCAAAGGAUAAGGUCCUCCUUGGAAGCUUUUUUCAUUUUGAGCAGGUUCUUUAAAAGAAUUUCGUAUAGAAUCAUUUGGUUUGCGGUUGUUUGGUGUUUCUGGAAGUCUAGAAAUGAUAUCAUUUUUAACGAAGCGGUUCAUAAUUUGAAUAAUAUCGUGUGGUCUAUUAAACUGGUAGUUUGGAGAAGGUUAGUUGUGGGAGAUAUUUCUUAUUCCAACUUUAAUUUUAUAGAUAUUU